Eimeria necatrix is the source of this 693-nucleotide messenger RNA. RefSeq names its product Protein PROLIFERA, related. Gene Ontology annotation, cellular component: nucleus; MCM complex. The transcript has 2 exons. NCBI's taxonomy places the organism in Eukaryota, Apicomplexa, Conoidasida, Eucoccidiorida, Eimeriidae. Gene Ontology annotation, biological process: DNA replication initiation; double-strand break repair via break-induced replication; DNA strand elongation involved in DNA replication. Gene Ontology annotation, molecular function: single-stranded DNA binding; ATP binding; single-stranded DNA helicase activity. The annotation marks the transcript as partial. The record is from RefSeq and is a predicted model, not a curated record.
GUGCCGGAGGCCGAUGUCCCCCGCAGCCUCACUUGCGAGCUCGUCGGCCACGCCUUCACCGACGUCCUCCAGCCAGGAAUGCAAGUGACCCUGGGGGGCGUUUUGCUGCCGGUGCAGCAGCACAGCAGCCAGCUGCUGCGGCUGGGUUUGGUGCAGCAGCAGCAGUUUGCUGUCAGCAGCAUCCAGUUCCCAAAGGCCCCAUUUGCUGCUGCUGCUGCAGCAGCAGCAGCAGGAGGCGCCCCCGCAGCAGCAGCAGCGGGGAGCCGGGAAGAGCGGGAGCUGCAGCAGCAGCUGCAGCAGCUGCUGCAGCAGCAGGGCCUCUACGAAACCCUUGCUGCUGCUGUGUCUCCUUCUGUCUUUGGACUUUUAGAUGUCAAGAAAGCUUUGCUGCUGCAGCAAAUCGGCGGAGUCCCCCGCAGGAAGCAAGACGGGGGCAGCAUCCGCGGAGACAUCCAUUUGCUGCUGCUGGGAGACCCCGGGCUGGCCAAGUCCCAGCUGCUGAAGCAAGCAGCAGCAGCAGCAGCAAGAGCUGUUUAUGCUGCAGCAAGCAGCAGCAGCAGCAGCGGACUCACUGCUGCUGUUCUCAGAGACCCCAAAACCAAGGAGACAGUCCUCGAGGGCGGGGCCUUGGUGCUGGCCGACAAGGGACUUUGCUGCAUUGAUGAGUUUGACAAAGUUGGUUUUAUUUAUUAA